AUUGCCCCAACUUUGGUUUCAAACUGAGCUUCCCGUUAGCCUCACUGUUCACAUUAUAACUGUCAUCGAUAAUGUCAAGUCACGUCGCCUCCGUGGACGAUAUAGAAGGGAGUUUUCCAGAUCGGCAGUUCAACAGUGCGAAGAUGAACAACUCUGACGAUAUCAAUCUUCCAAGAGGAUCCUACAGUACGUGUGAAAAUCCCGCAGAAUUCGGUCCUGACAUCAGAGUUGAAGUUGUUGUACGGAGUGAGGUCGAUCCAGUUCGAGGUAUGUCCAUGGACAACACAGAACUACAGAAAUGUAUGAAGAAAGCGUUCCUCGAACCACAGGAAAAAACUGUUCACGGUGACACGUCACAACCAUACUGUGACGUGGUGGUGAGUACACUGGAAAACGUAGCCAUCUUUAUAUGGCAAAGAAUGGAGCCACUAAUGCCGAAAGGAACACUAUACGAAGUCACCGUAUGUGAUGCAAAGAACGUUGUCUGCUACAGAGGAUGACGUCACCAAGUAUAUUCUGUAUAUAUAUAUACCAGUUGUAUAUAGAAGAUUCAACCCGCGUAUGUCGAGGUGUUUAUAAGAGAUAAAGCCCUCGUAUGAUGAGAUGUUUAUAAAAGAUAUACUAGUAACCCGCGUAUGUCGAGAGGUGUUUAUAGAAACGGAUAUAGCCCGCUUAUGUCGAGGCGUUUAUAGAAAGAAAAAAGCAUCAUGAUAUUUUGUGCUCGUUUUUAUAAUGUAUUUUUUGUUGGCUCGCUACUGUGGGGUGUUUAAUACUCACGUGAAUUUACCUAAAACUCGAAUUUAUUAAUUAUUUAUAAAUUGAACACUCUCUAAUUGAAACAACGCACACAAACUAUGAGGAUCAGAGAGAGAUCCAAACACCGCCCUCGGUGUCAGAAUUAACAGAUAAUCGCCAUAGACGAGGAAAGUUGAAAACGAACUUCUGAUAAACGAGGCUGUAUUUUCUUCCAGGAUGUCACGCCCAUCAUUCAUAAUAUAAUUAAAAUAGUUUUCAAAUGACGCGAGAUGUCAUGGUGACCAGCGGGACAAUACUGGGCACACGUUGGAGACAAAUAAUAAAAGUCUGGCAACAUUGAAACAUUGACACCUUUGAUACACUAUAACGUAUACACUAACUCAUAUGAAUAUAAAUCGAGACUAUAUGUAUUAAAUUAAACUUGCUUUCAAUAUUUAUA
This is a messenger RNA of Saccoglossus kowalevskii, 1195 nucleotides long. Its product is annotated as 6-pyruvoyl tetrahydrobiopterin synthase-like. The record is from RefSeq and is a predicted model, not a curated record. Gene Ontology annotation, cellular component: mitochondrion. NCBI's taxonomy places the organism in Eukaryota, Metazoa, Hemichordata, Enteropneusta, Harrimaniidae.